Molecule: messenger RNA, 1455 nt
Organism: Schistosoma turkestanicum
Lineage: Eukaryota; Metazoa; Platyhelminthes; Trematoda; Strigeidida; Schistosomatidae
Source: the annotation of a GenBank genome assembly
AUGACAUGGUCAAGUCUUAGUGAGAUAUCACAAGAAGGAUAUCAUCAUUAUCCCCUGAACAACGUCAAGUUUUGGACGUAUAGUUUGACUGGAAUGGAAACUCCAAACAGUCAUAGAAUGAAUUCGUCAGACGAAAGUGCAUAUCAUUCAGUAACCCAAAAAGAUACACCAGCUUGUGUUCAUAAACGCGAACCUACUGCUGAAGAAAAAAAGCUUACGAAACUUUUGAUUGAACGUGUUCUCCCUCCAUUUUCAAAGUCACUAAAACUACAAGCUCUUGUAGUUUAUCAAGCUGAUCAAGAAAAGAUGAAAUGUUUACUUGUUAACCAAACGUAUCAGAAAACUAGUGAUCAUUCUUCUGAAAAUGGCACUCCUGAUCAAGAUUUAUCAGAUUCAGGAAUUAUGGAUACAUCUACAGAACCGAUUUCACCAAUUAAAACUGAUGACGUUAUAAAGAAGUAUAACUUUUCUGUCUCACGUCGUAAACGAAAGUUAAGUCGACCAUGCAAAAUACCUCAAAACUCUCUUGUUGUUGCUGAUUCCAAUGAAUCUUUACCUGCUACAACUGCUGCAUCACCAACUUCCGUUUCAAGUCAACAAAUCUCAAAACCAGUAACUGAACUUGUCGCACCAAUGAAAGGUGGGCCAACAAACGGUUUGUUUUUACCUGUUUCGGCAGUUACACUUCUUCCUCACGUAAGUGUUUUCUCCCUACCUGUAACAGUACUAUCAACUGUCCAUCGCCCUAUUUUACCUCGGAUUUGUAUUGAUAAACAACCGAUUGCCCGUCCUGUUAAUAAUUAUAAUAUACAGACAGUUAUUUCACCUCAAAUAAAGCAUACAGUAUCAUCUAAUUCUCCCUCUAAGAAUCCUACUAAAGAAUCCAUAAACUCUUCAGAAGAUUCAAGUGUCCUGAAUCGUCGAUAUGCCAAAUCAUUUAUAUGCAAUCAGUGUCGGAAACCGUUCCCAUCAUUAAGCUUAUUAUGUGAACAUACCUUCGCAGUGCAUAAAGCAUUUAGGUGUACUAUAUGCGGUGCUCAAUUUACUCAACGAUCCAAUCUUCAGCGUCAUUCCCUUCGUCAUGUUGGCUUUAAACCUUUUGUAUGUAAGAUAUGCGAUAAAUCUUAUUACCGUAAAGACCAUCUUGUUCGACACAUUGAACUGACACAUCCUGGUUGUGAUCCACGUACAAAUCUUACAGUGAAACUAAGUUCGGCUGAAUGUCUAGAUUAUCUUGAUCAAAUCAAUAAACAGAACAAUACGAAUGAUGAACAACUACAAAUACCAUGUCACAAUACAACUAAUAAUAGUGAUGCUAAUAAUGCUUCUGAACUUACUGUCGAACAAGAUGAAAGUGAAUCUCAGGACAAACUAUGCAUUCUGGUAUCUGAGCAGCAUGAACAACCCGACAUAUGUUCACAAUCACAUCAUAUAUGUACUAGUAUAAAUUCCUGA